Molecule: messenger RNA, 5594 nt
Organism: Caenorhabditis sp. 36 PRJEB53466
Lineage: Eukaryota; Metazoa; Nematoda; Chromadorea; Rhabditida; Rhabditidae
Source: the annotation of a GenBank genome assembly
AUGGUGCUCGUCGCGUCGCCCGAAUCAAACCGAAGAUGGUGCACAUUACUAUUGGACCGCGAGGAAUCGGGCACGAGUCCGCGGAACGGAGCAGUCUCGCCAAGCCCGGAGAUUGUGUAUACGGUAGGCGGAGAAAAAGCAGACAUGUGGGUGGGAGUUUGAACUUCCGAUGAACAAUAGCGUAGCAAUGUAGGGACCACUUUCGGGAGCGAGUAAAAAGGACCCCUGGGGAGCAGGUGAAUGUUCUGCAACUCUGUUUAACGGGGAAGACGUUUUUAGUCGGGGCUUGUCUGCUCAACUUUCAUUCGUGAUUUUGUGUCGUGUUCGAGUGUGUUUCAAGACAAACUCAUCUUUGGCACUUUUUUCUUCUGCCUUUAGAGUUUCGAGCUCUAACGUUUAAAAAAAACGUUUCGAUAUUCCUUCCGGUGUGAAUGACUACCAGACUUUGUAACAAUUUCCGAAAGUUCUGCCGAUAUGUUCACAGUGAACCCAAAUGAUCUCAUAAACGAUAUUUAGUAUCAUCUCUCGUGAUAGCCGUAUAAUCACCAAACUUACAUGACCACGGUAUCUUUUUUCAUAGGGGAAUGGAAAAAGAGAAGAUCCGAUUUGCUCAUUCUCCGAAUUGUGCUGCACUCUUUUUGCUUGUUAUUCUUCAAUUCGCCGCCUGAAUUGACUGCUGCACCAGACGGCGCCAUUCGAAUUUCGCCGACUGAAAACAUUUCACAGCAUAGAGAAAAAGUAGUUCCGCAUUCGAGAAUCGACUUCUGAUUAGCUUCAGUGCUCACAGAGUGAACGGUGUGUGGUGCUCUUGAGUAGUGUGCUCCCCAAAAAGGAAGAAUUCGACGGAAACAUUUCUGCCAUUUCCAUUUCCAUUCCACCGCCGAGGUCCUCCACAAUUACCUUUUCACCUUUUCUUUUCGUUUCCUCCUUCUUUUCCUUUUCCGAGAGCAGUUUUUUUCCGGCUCAAAGUGGCUUGCCGCCCCUUUUUUCCUCAGAAUUAGACUCCGCUCGAAAGGAAGCGAGAGCACAGCGACGAAACUAAAUCGCAGAACUGCUCCCUCAGAACCCACCAUUCCAUUCCGUUUUACUUCUUUUCCCUGAAAAAUGAUGAACGAAUUCGAAAAGGUACGUGGUGUUUAAAGGGGAGAUUUCACUUUCGAAAAUACUUUGGGUAGUCAUCCGAGAUUACUGUAGGCGAUUCGGCAGAACAAUCUGAAGCUGUUACGUAAUUUGGCGACCGUGCAGUUGUUCACCGGAGUGGCUCCGUCCGCGGAGCAGAAUGAGGUGGAGGCGAAACAGUUUGCAUGGAUAACCAUUAUGAUGUCAGUGUUGUAAACGAAUGAUUAAUUGGAUGGAGAUGGAAGACUUGGAAGAGAAUGUUCAUAAAAGCACGUUCAUAAAAGCAUGAUUCAUGUAACCCCAGAGUAACCUUCAAAUAUAUUGUUGUCUUCUGAAUCCUUCGAAGAAUUCUCUAACCAUUUAUAGGAGAAUCGGCGGUACUUUGCCGACCAGGAAUUCCGUCGUCCACGUCACAAACCGGAUCAGAAUAUGGUGGAGUACUGGGUGCCUCCGGAAAAGGCGCAACCGCCUAAGAAGACCACAAACGGGCAGGCUCCUCCGACGGGACAGCCACGGAAGGUUUGGUCCCAAUGACUCUUGACGAAAACAUACUAUUCACAGAUCAACCAAGUGUGCCCGACGAGCGCACCGAAUGGGAAACGAGCCAUGAAAAUUCCGAAAGUGAAGGAGCCACGCGGAGAGAAUUCGAGCAAAAAGAGUUCGGCAGGUGAGGAGAACGAGGGGGGAAGGGACCGGAAAUGUCAGCUUCGAAACCGAUAGCCAUUGACUUGCGAGUAGUAUUCUUAUUCGGUCUCUAGUUUUUUGCCCCUCUAGUUCUUUCUUCAGAUCAAGCACCCAGCGCCUUUCGAGUCAUGUACUGGAAAGUCGGAAAGUACUUUGCAAAGGCUGGCGAGGCAGUUAAUCAUCAAUACCAGAAAGUCCGAAUGUUCAGGAAUCGAAUGAAAGCGAACAAAGUUGCUCCGAUUCACACGAAGUCAGCUCUCUCUUUCUCUCUUCCCUUCCCUUUCUCUUCCCAUUUUUCACUAAUUCUGAUUCACUUCAGAGUCCAGUCCCGGCAUCUGGAGCUCGAGCCGCUGUGCUGUCUGUCCUCGUGCCUGGUCCGUGGCGGUUGCACCACCGUCGUCGUCUUCGAACUCUGCUACGUCGUCGCCACCGCUCUUUGCAUAUUCGAGGCGUUCUUCCGCAAGAAGUUCGCUCUCUGGGAGCCCCUCCCCAAGUCGUUCAAUGGCUGGUUCGCCCAUCCCAUCUUCUACUACUCUAUAGCUUUCUAUGAUAUUGUGAGUCUGCCCGUUCCCCCUUCGAACUCUCUCCUUUCCCAUUUCAGUCGCUCUUCAUAAUCGCUGUGGCAACUGCUCGAGCUCUCGUCAAUUUCGACAAAAUGACUCUUCGUGUCCACUAUUUCUUCUGCUUCUUCUCUUUCUUCGUCAAUCUCAUCUUUCUCGUGUUCAGUGUGUGGACGCUCGCAAGCACCGGCCCACUCACUUUCACUCCCAUCAAUUGUUUGCUCAUCUUCUGUUUCCUCUAUCAACUUCCUCUUCAGAUCUGGGCAGUUACCGUAGUCCGUAGCUGUCGAGACUUUUUCGCUCUGAUUCAUGUGUUCGUUUCCCUGGCCGAGUCUUGAUAAUCUUUGAUCGUCUGUUUCAAUAAACUUGGAGGGGAUUCUUUAUGAGCAUAAUCGAAUCAGUGCCCCUCACGGAAAGUCAAGCCCCGUUCGAAGCUAUCAUUCGCUUCCGAGAUGGUUUCUCGGAACGUUCUCGUUAUUCUCUUCUUCUCAAUAGCAGUUUCUGCUUCAGCGGAAGAAGUGACAAACAGUUCGAGUUGUCAAAAAUAUGACGACGAAGUUGCUCUCGUGGAGUAUUUCAUGAAGAUCACCACUCCAUCGAACAACUUCACGCUUUACAAACCAAAUGGUAAAAGGGAAUACUCAACCGUAAAUCAUAUAUAAUUUCAGAUGUGAUCUCUUUCAAUGACAACGAAGUCGGAAAGCUCGCAAUUUUCUUGUGUGCAAGAAUUGAUCUCGUUAUUGAGGUGGUUGGCAGCUCCCCAUUCAUUGACGCACGAUCGCGCAGAUCGAACUAUUUCUCCAUUGUGGAUUACAUUGGUAGGCAGACACUGGAGUGCGAAUGAAAACGAACAGAAUUUAAGUGAAAGGACGGCGCCCCGAAACGGAAUACGGCUUCCUCCACCUAAACUUCACAAAUGGUGAGAAGAAGACUUCGUUCGAUGUUGUUCUGAAACUCCAAUUGAAAUCGGCGCCUGCGAAACUUUCGUGGGAGAAGGAUUUCGAAGACUUCAGAAAGAGUCAAGGAGUGGAAGCAUUCCAUCCUCCUACGCCACGUUGUCCGAGAGAACAGAACGCAACAAAUACGCUUAAUCUGAGGGAAAUCAUUGUCAGAAGCAUGUUGAGGUUAUUUCUUAUUGAUCGUUAUCCUGCCGGCGAAAGAGUUUUAUAUUUCGAUAUGAUUAAAACCAAAGAAGACGUCACGUUCAACAUGACACUGUCUGGAAAUGCGCCGAAUGCACUCACGCGUUCUUGGUCAGUCAACACGUAUGGCCUCGCAGUGUGCGACACGGUGCUCGAGCCUGUCACAGAAGGGAAUUGGAUUUUGCAAUUGGAAGGAGGAUUGGCGUCAAACAAUAGUGUUCAAACCGUUGAAAGUCUGGUUUCUGCGCUCUCUAAGAUGAACUUGCCGGACCUGAAAACUGGGAAGACUGAGAUUGAGAGAGUUGUCCUCUACAGAGAUCAGGAGUCAACGAACCGUGUUUACACUCCUCAAAACGACAUUUUCAAAGUUUGGAGGAAACAAUUGCCAGACGACGUUUUGUUCGAAGAUGAGCUUGUGUUUGUGCUGAAGGGAACUGGAAACAAGAUCAAGUGAGGCGCCCAGUGUUCCGCCUAAUCAUUCAAAGUUUUCAGACUGACGGCAACCAGCAAGCAGACGGGAGGAGUCUUUGUCGCCUACGGAAACCAGCUCGAACAUCGAGUCGUCACGAUUCCAUUCGAAGGAGUCAGGAACAGUUUGGAAUAUGAAGAGUUGGAAGUCGUUGUGGAGAACGAAGAGUCGAAAGAGACACGGACUUAUACAGUGACUGUCGUUUUCUCACUAGAAGCCUCUGCUUCAGCGGAAGAAGCGACGAACAGUUCGAGUUGUCAAACGUACGGGGACGAGGUGGCUUCAGUGGGCUAUUUCAUGAAGAUCACCACUCCAUCGGAGGCCUAUACACUCUAUAAACCAAACGGUAAAAGGGAAUAUUCACUUGUGACUCUUGUGAAUAUACAAUUGCAGAUGUUAUCUAUUUCGAUGAGAACGAAGUCGGAAAGCUCGGAGUUUGGAUGUACUCAAGUAGUGUAGUCACUAUGGAGGUGGUUGGAAGCUCUCCAUUCAUCGAUGCAAGCACUCGCUACACGCAGUAUUUCUCCAUUGUGGAUUACAUUGGUAGGUAGGCGCUAGAGUAGGAAUGAAAACGAACAGAAUUUAAGUGAAAGGACGGCGCCCCGAAACGGAAUACGGCUUCCUCCACCUAAACUUCACAAACGCUGCGAAAAUGACUUCAUAUGAUGUUGUUCUGAAACUCAAGUUGAAAUCUGCGUCAGCGAAACUUUCGUGGGAAAAGGAUCUCGAAGAUUUCAAAAAGAGUCAAGGAGUGGAAGCAUUCCACCAUCCUCCUCCACGUUGUCCGAAAGACCCGAACGUAAAAAAUUAUGCUAAAAUGAGGGAAAUCAUUGUGAGAAGCAUGCUGAGGUCAUUUCUUAUUGAUCGUUAUCCUGCCGGCGAAAGAGUUUUAUUUUUCUUGGAGCUGACAGAAAGUGAUAACUAUCUGGUCAACAUAACAUUGGCUGGAACUUCACCGAAUGCGCUCGCUCAAUCUCAUUCCAUCAAGGCGGAUAGCCACGCGUUGUGCGAAUCGGUAUUCGAGCCAGUCAUGGAAGGGAAUUGGACUUUGACGGAGGAAGGAGGCGGCGUGUCAUCAACUUUUGAUGUGAUAACCACCGGAAGCCUGGUUUCUGCGCUCGCAAAGAUGAACUUGCCCGAUCUGACAACUGGGAAGACUGAGAUUGAAAGAGUUAUCCUGUACAGAGAUCACGAGUCAACGAACCGCGUUUAUACUCUUCAAAACGACGUUUUCAACAUUUGGAGGCAACCAUUAGGCAAUGUUUGGUUCGAAGAUGAGCUUGUGUUUGUGCUGAAGGGAACUGGAAACAAGAUCAAGUGAGGUGCUCCCAGCGUUCCGCCUAAUCAUUCAACGUUUUCAGACUGACGGCAACCAGCAAGCAGACGGGAGGAGUCUUUGUCGCCUACGGAAACCAGCUCGAACAUCGAGUCGUCACGAUUCCAUUCGAAGGAGUCAGGGACAGUUUGGAAUACGAGAAACUGGAAGUGAUCGUCGAGAACGAAUACACCGAAGAGAAGCGGACGUACAUUGUCAAUGUGCGGACAGGAGAGGAGAGAGAAAUCAUUGACGGAGAGGAUGAGGAACUUGUUGAAGAGGAUGGAUUCUCGGUUAUCGAAUGA